CUGCGAGCUCUUGACUCCGUAGGACCCUGAGCUCUCGCGAGAAGUCCUCCCGUGGACAGCGGCCGCAGCCGUUGUCUCGCGAGAGGACGGGGCCGCGUUCUUCCGGGUGAGGCUGGUGGGCGGCCGGGCGCAGCUCCGCGCGGUGCUGAGGGCGGGAUUCCUGCGAACCAUGGCGUCCGCGUUCUCCGUCAGCGCCUUCCCCGUCAGCAUCCCCGCCGUGAUCAUGCAGACAGACUGGACCGAGCCGUGGCUCCUAGGGCUCGUGCUGUUCCACGCGCUCUGCCUGUUGCUCACCUGUGUCUCCUCGCAGAGGUACAACCUGCAGGUCGGACAUUUCCUGUGUCUAGGUGAGUGGCGCCGAUCCGCAGCCCUGCACCGGGUCGCCCGGCGGCAGGUGCUGUGCCCCGCCCCGCCUUACAUCUGGCCUUCCGGGAGGAGUCUGCUCUGACUCCGGGAACUCGGAAGAUGAAGUACCUUCAGCGCUGGACUUGAGGGGUCUACCGAGUACCUUCUGCGGGCCAGGGAGGUGCUAACCGCGGUCUGCAGGGACGCGUGUGGCUUACUGCGUGCUGACUGCCUUUUCACGGGGUGCUUCCUCCGUGAUCUUAGUCCUGCGUUGCUUGCUCUUGGGAGAGGAGUGCACACUUGAAAGCGAAGUUCGGAGCAUGAAAGAAUUUUCCCAAUUAGUUUUGAAGAUAAGAGCUACAGGAAUGCAGAGAAGUAGUAGAUUUGCUUGAUUGGCAAAGGUUUCACAGAAAAAGUAGUCACCCAGUGCGUGAAGUGUGGAUACAGGUGCCCACGUGAGGGCAGCAGGCAGCAGCCCCUGAUGCCCAGAGACCGGGCUGGCGGGAAGGAAGCACGGGUCAGGGUCAGGGUCAGGGUCAGGAGCCGCCAGCCCUGCAGGAGCUGAGCCUUCCUGGUGCAGCGUGCAAGUGCUCUGCACACAGGUGUGCUGGGGCCGCGCACGGUCGGUGCUCCUGGGUUUGCGACCUGGGAAGGGUGCUGAAGUUUUGCUUGAUUGUUAACCCCACAGCUGACUUGGAUAGAUUUGGUUAGUUGGCUGUGUGCAGGGUAGGAAAUCUGGACAGAUUAUUAGAAAGGACAGAGUGAAUUAACGGGUCUGUAUUACAGAGAUAAUCCGUACAAAUAAUGGAUGGGCAGUGCUGUUACUUUCAUUUCUUCCCAAGAAAUUAUUUAUUAGGAGUGUGCUAAGGAGUGCUAGGGUAAAUGGUGCCAAAGUGCAUUUGCUUCUUCACUUGACAGAGCUCCACCAGGUCCCCAGCACAUAGCAAAUGCUCACCACUAACUCAGCUGUUGCCACCUGUGACAGGCACACUGAAAGAGACUUCAGCUGUUGCCACCUGUGACAGGGACACUGAAAGAGACUUCAGCUGUUGUCACCUGUGACAGGGACACUGAAAGAGAUGAGCACAGGAGGCGUGACGAGGGCCUCAUUUAAAACGCUGCACUUUCACCUACACUGGUUGUAAAGGAUAUGUGGGAAUCGGCCAGGCGAAGUCUGGCAGGAG
Oryctolagus cuniculus (rabbit) is the source of this 1529-nucleotide messenger RNA. NCBI's taxonomy places the organism in Eukaryota, Metazoa, Chordata, Mammalia, Lagomorpha, Leporidae. The record is from RefSeq and is a predicted model, not a curated record.